This is a messenger RNA of Botrytis byssoidea, 678 nucleotides long. RefSeq lists its product as uncharacterized. Bases 1 to 678 code for a protein of 225 amino acids. The record is from RefSeq and is a predicted model, not a curated record. NCBI's taxonomy places the organism in Eukaryota, Fungi, Ascomycota, Leotiomycetes, Helotiales, Sclerotiniaceae. The transcript has a single exon.
AUGGAAGUUUACAAAAGUGUUUACGACUUGAUGCUCUCCAAAGCAAUCUACUACGGCUAUGUUAAACAACAAGUACAUGAUAUUUUAACUGAAAGUCAUGAUCGGGUCGAUCUAAGUAUGCUCAAAAAUAUUCCAGAUGCGGAGAGAUAUUGGAUGGCAGAGCGAUGGACCUGGGAGACACUUUGUCAGUAUCUCUUGCUCGAUCAACUGGGUGAAGAUACAAAUAUUUUCGUAGUUGCCGACGAGUCGGAUGAAUUUCCAGGAGAGAAACCCAAAUGGAAGAGAGUGACCCAUUAUUUGAAGCACAAAUCACCAGCGACGGGAGAAACACCGAAAAGUACUCAAGUUGAAGCCAGUGAUUCAACUACAUCGCCAAAUUCAGAACUCGAAAAUCGUCUUACUGCGCGACCACAGAAUCUGGACGGCAAGACUUCUGAAGUUAAACUUUCUGUGCCAAAAAGAAUUGUUUGCGUCGAUACACGUCCCGAGGUAUCUGGCGGCAAACAAGCUCCAAAAUCAGCAACUGGACUGCUAACAACUUCAUCAACAUCGUCUUCAUCAGAGAGAGAGAGUCAAACAAAUGACAGAAGCUCACCUAAAACUCUGAAGCCGCCAUUGGGAAGGAUUCCAAGCUCCCGGGAAGACUUUCAUUCACAAUCCCUCCGCUUGUUAAAGUAA